Chelonus insularis is the source of this 2169-nucleotide messenger RNA. RefSeq names its product cell division cycle protein 23 (gene Cdc23). Gene Ontology annotation, cellular component: anaphase-promoting complex. Gene Ontology annotation, molecular function: protein binding. Gene Ontology annotation, biological process: protein ubiquitination; cell division; positive regulation of mitotic metaphase/anaphase transition. Bases 302 to 2125 code for a protein of 607 amino acids. The record is from RefSeq and is a predicted model, not a curated record. The transcript is spliced from 6 exons. NCBI's taxonomy places the organism in Eukaryota, Metazoa, Arthropoda, Insecta, Hymenoptera, Braconidae.
CAUAUAUUUUUGUCUAAAAUUAUAAAUAAUUAAAAAUUAAAUGAAUAAUUGAUAUUAAAAAUAUUUCUAUUUUAUUUUAAUUCUAACCUAUAACUUAUAAUUAAUCAUUCCAACUGUCUUCUCUAUUUCUUACUCAAUAAAAAGUACAAAAUGAAUUAACACAAAACAUUAAGGUUAUGAAUUCAAAGUGUUUGUUUACAAUCAGAGGAAGAACUGAAUUAUUUAAUUGAACAAUCACGAAAAGUGAACGAAUAAUAAUACUCAUUGAUGAGUUAUUAUUUUGUUAGAUUUUAUUAUAAAAAUGGAAGAUUCAGUUUUCAAAUGCAGUAUCAAAGAAGUCAAAUCUGACAUUCUCCGGGCAAUAACAGACUGUUCUCAACGUGGAUUAAUGCACACAACAAAAUGGCUUGCAGAAUUGAAUUAUUCCUUAAAAGACAUCAAAGUAGACAUGGAAAAUAUCACCCAAGAAAUGCAUGUCGAAGAAUCACCACCAUCAACAACAGAAAAUGACAUGUACAUUUUAGCUAAAAGUUAUUUCGAUUUAAAAGAAUAUGAUCGUGCUGCUUAUUUUAUCAAAGAUGGUCUGACUCCAAGAUCUAAAUUCCUACAUUUAUAUGCCCGGUAUUUAUCAGGAGAGAAAAAGAAAAUUUACGAGAUGACAGAAGUGCCUCCAGAUCCAUUAAAAAAUGAAGAAUUAGAGAUUCUCAGUGUUGAUUUACGUAAACAGUAUUUACAUGGUAACCUUGAUGGUUUUUGUCUCUAUUUAUACGGAGUGACGUUGAAGAAAUUAUUGCUCACUCGAGAAGCAAUUGAAGUUCUAGUGGAGUCUACUCACAAGUAUCCAAUGCAUUGGGGAACGUGGUUAGAGCUUGCACCUUUAAUUAAUGAUCGUGAACAAUUAGAUAGUCUUGUAUUACCGAAUCAUUGGAUAAAACAAUUCUUCUUGGCUCAUAUGUAUCUGGAGUUACAACUUUUAGAUGAAGGAUUAACUUUAUAUUAUGAUCUCCAGUCGAUGGGAUUUGAGAAUAAUGGUUAUGUCCUUGCUCAAACUGCUAUAGCAGUGCAUUAUAAACGAAGUAAAUAUGAGCCAGGGUUCCAAUUAUCUCUUUUUCAAUCUCUUUUUACUUCAAUGCAGUUUUUAAUUUCAUUUCUCCAAUUUCCAGAUGUCGAAAACGCGAUAGAAACUUUUCAAAAAAUCAUCAAAGAUGAUCCUUACUGUCUAGACAACAUGGAUACUUACUCGAAUUUAUUGUAUGUCAAAGAAAUGAGAGUAGAGUUGGCAAACUUGGCAUACCGAGCGACAAAAAUUGACAAACACAGACUGGAAACAUGCUGUAUAAUUGGUAAUUAUUACAGCUUGAGAUCAGACCAUCAGAAAGCAGUGAUGUACUUCCACCGAGCAUUGAAAAUGAAUCCACAGUAUUUAUCAGCAUGGACUCUGCUGGGUCAUGAGUUUAUGGAAUUAAAGAAUACUAAUGGAGCUAUUCAUUGUUAUCGUCAAGCAAUAGAGGUCAACCGAAGAGAUUACCGUGCAUGGUAUGGCUUAGGACAAACUUAUGAGAUAUUAAAAAUGCCUUUUUAUGCCUUAUAUUAUUACAAACAAGCCCAACGUCUUCGACCGCACGACAGUCGGAUGAUUUUAGCACUAGGAGAAGCGUAUGAGAAACAAGAUCGAAUACAAGAUGCUUUAAAAUGUUAUUAUAAAGCAUGUAAUGUUGGUGAUAUUGAAGGAAUGGCAUUAAUUAAAUUAGCCACAUUAUAUGAGAAUCUUAAUGAAGAUGAACAUGCAGCAGCAGCCUAUACUGAUUUUGUUAUGGAUGAAUUCCGUAAUGCUAAUAGAGCUGAGUUAAGUCAUGCUUAUAAAUUUCUAACUCAGUAUCAUUUAAAACGUGAUCAGUUAGACCAAGCUAAUCACUAUGCUCAGAAAUGCUUGGAGUUUGAUGAAACCAAAGAGGAAGCUAAAGCAUUAUUGAGGACUAUUGCGCAAAAGAGGAUUAAAGUCGAAGACAUGGUGAUUAUCGAAGAGAUGAACGAGACAGAGCCUGUUGACAGUUCAAGACUGGAUUCAACUCCUAGUGGUAACCAAAUGUCUCCAAUAAACCUAUCAUUUACUCCUACACAAUAAAUAUGUAUAAAAUAACACUCGAAAGGUAAAUAAACAAUUUUAUU